Molecule: messenger RNA, 3231 nt
Organism: Amphibalanus amphitrite
Lineage: Eukaryota; Metazoa; Arthropoda; Thecostraca; Balanomorpha; Balanidae
Product: MAP7 domain-containing protein 1-like
Exons: 13
Biological process (GO): regulation of focal adhesion assembly; positive regulation of stress fiber assembly
Cellular component (GO): stress fiber
Molecular function (GO): myosin II head/neck binding
Source: RefSeq, a predicted model, not a curated record
GAGCCGGACAAGUGCGCUGCUUCGCCCACCUCGGGCGAACCGAACGGCCACGACAGCGGCACUGAAGAGUUCACCUACGAGUCGGCCAUCCAGGGCUACAUGAAGUUCGCCGAGAAGACGGCGGCCACGGCCCGCCUGCCGCCGCCCGAGACGCCCUCGCCGUCCCUGUCGCCCGUCGACUCGUCUCGGCGCCGCGAGCCCAGUCCGCGCGCCGCUUCACCCAUGGAGAAGUCCGAGACGGGACGCCCGUCGGUGGUGCUGCGAGAGAAGAAGGCCAAGGUGGACGUGCUGAAGCGUCGCUCGAUGUUCGAGCAGCGCAGCGGCAGCGAGGAGCGCUCGCCGCUCGCGCAGCGCCGCCAGCAGCGCAAGUCGAUGGAUCUGAGUGACGGCCUGCGCCACCGGAUCGCCUCUCUGGAGACAGUGAGCGGCGCCGGCGGCGACGAGGCGCGCUGGCGGCCAAGCUGGCCAUGUUCAACACUGGAGAACAGUCGCGAGGCCACGGCCGACCGGCGCGGCCCGGUCGAGAUCCCGCGUCAGAAGAGCGCCUCGGACCUGCGCUCGCGGUUCGAGCGGAUGGCCUCAGAGCAGGCUGCCGAGCCGGCCGAGCGGCCGCGCAGCUCGCUGGAGCGGCCCAGCGAGCCGGAGGGCGGCCACUGGCGACACGCCUCGCUGGACGCGCGCCGCUCUCUGGACGCUGACCGGCGGCCGGAGGGCGCCGAGACGGAGACCCGCUCCCUGGAGACGGCCGCCCGACAGCCGCCCAAGGUGGUGUCGGCCGUGCCGCCGGCCGCCGCCGUGGAGCGGCCCGCCGAGCCGGAGCCGGCCCCGGCCGCCAGUCCGGAGCCCGAGCUGGAGCCCGAGCCGGAGUCCUGGGAGCCGACCCCGGCGCCGCUGACCAACGGGCACAGUGCGAGCCCGGCGGCCGAGCCGGCGCGCGCGGCGCCCGUGCCUUUGGCUGCGCCCGCCGCCGGCCCCGAGACCAGUGCGAGCAAACCGGCCGGCUGGGCGCCCGUGGCCGCCGUGGGCUCCGCUCCGGCGCCCUACUCGGCUCCCGCGGCGGCGCCCGCUCCGGUGGCGGCUCCGGCUCCGGCCACACGCAGCGCCAUGUCUGAGCCAGCUCCGGCUCCGGCCCCGGCUCCGGCUCCGGGCCCGGCGGCUGAGGAGGAGCCGGCCCAGGAGGCCCCUCCGGCGAAGGAGCAGGAGUCGGCGGUUCCGUCGUGGGAGGAUCCGGCGACAGCCGUGGACGAGAUGGAGGCCCAGAUCCUCCGUCAACUGGAGGAGAGCGAGCGGUCCCAGAUGGUCGCUGAUGUGCCGGUGGUGCUCGACUUUCCGCUGCAGCCGUCCGCGGCGGCCCCGCCCAGUGAGAAGCCUCCGCCGCCGCCACCAGAGGACGACGACGAGCCCGUGGAGAUUCGACCGGUCAAGUCGACGAGCUCCGUGAAGAAGGACCUGUACCGCCGCCGCUCCGACUUCCUUGGCAUCCAGGGCAGCGCCGAACAAGAGCCGGUGCCGACGGUGGCCCGGCCGCCCGACAUGGAGUCGCUGCUGCGCCAGGAGCGCGCCGCCCAGCAGGAGCAGGAGCGCCGCCGGCAGGCGCAGGAGACGGCGCGCCGGCGCGAGCAGGCGCGCCAGGAGUCGCUGCGCCAGGCCGAGGAGGAGGCUGAGACCCGUGCAGAGGAGUUCCGCCGCCGCGCUCAGCAGGAGAAGGAGCAGCGCGCGCAGGAGCGCCGCGCCCUGGAGCUGCAGCAGGAGCAGGAGCGGCUCCAGGAGCAGGAGCGACAGCGGCAGCAGCAGGAGCAUGAGCGACUGGCCGAGCAGCAGCGGCAGAAACAGGAACAGGAGCGGCAGCAGGAGCAGGAGCGUCUGCAGAAGGAGCAGGAGCGGCUGCAGCAGGAGCGGCGCGCCCAGGAGGAGCGGGAGCAGGAGUGGCGGCGGCGGAGCGCUCCGGCUCCUGCUCCGGCUCAGGAGCGGUGGGCGCAGGAGUCGCUGUCCGACCAGGAGCGCGAGUGGCGCCGCCGCAAGGAGCGCCUCUCCGAGGAGGAGGUGGACCGUCAGGAGCGCGAGAUAAUGGAGAGCCUGGAGAAGGAGGAGAACUGGAGGCACAGCCAACAGAUGAGAUACCAGUCCCGACUGGCGCGCCGCCAGGCCUCAGACCAGCAGUGGCAGCGCACCCAGGAGUGUCCGCCGGGCGGCGGCCCGGGCGCUCAGUCCGACCUGCUGGCCAGUCGGCACCAGGCGCGCUCCAACCCCAACCUGCUGCACGAGGCGCCCGGUCCGAGCGCGCUGGUGCCGUCCCGCAGUCACGGCGACCUGCAGGCGCCGGCCGGCGGCGGCCCGCUGCAGCAGAGCCGCAGCCACGGCCGGCUGUACGACACGGAGCCGGCGCCGGCGCCGACCGCGCGCCGGCCGGCCCGGCCCGGCGGACACCCGGCCCAUGGCGCGCGGUCCCAGCACCCGCAGCCGAGCCCCUCACCCACGGACGGCGGUCCCGGCCAGAUGACCCGCACCACGCUGCACGCGCUGUCGGCGGCGCCGCGCUCCAACCUGCGGCAGGAGUGGAUGCUGCGCAAACGGGCCGACGCGCCGCGCAACACCGACCAGCACUGGCUGAUCCAGGAGGCUGAGCAGCGGAGGAUCAGUGAGCAGCAAGAGCGCUCCUCCCGGCAGAAGCACCAUCCACCGGCGCCCUACCAGGCACCGCGGGCGCCGGCGCCAGUCCAGCACCCGGCUCAGCACCCCGCUCAGCACCCGGCGCAGCACCCCGCGCAGCACCUGGCGCAGCACCCAGCGCAGCACCACCAGCACCCAGUGCCGCAGCAGUACCCCGCCUACUACACCCAGCAGCCCAUCUACGAGAACACGCCGGCGCAACUCAAUAGCAACAACUACCAGGACAUCAGCACGGUCCGGCCAAACUACGGCACACAGGUGUACCACAGUCCUGACAUGCGGUCACCGCAGCCGGAGCCGGCCCAGAGCCCCGAGGACCGCGUGCUCAGCGUUAGUGGCCGGAAAAAGUGCUCCCACUGCGGCGAGGAGCUCGGUCGGGGCGCCGCCAUGAUUAUCGAGAGUCUGCGCCUCUUCUACCACAUCAACUGCUUCAAGUGCUGUGUCUGUAACGUGCAGCUGGGUAACGGCUCGAUGGGCGCCGACGUGCGGGUGCGGAACAACAAGCUGCACUGUCACGACUGCUACUCAAAUGACGAGGGCCUCAAGUUCAGUAAAGUGUAG